Molecule: messenger RNA, 858 nt
Organism: Clonostachys byssicola
Lineage: Eukaryota; Fungi; Ascomycota; Sordariomycetes; Hypocreales; Bionectriaceae
Source: the annotation of a GenBank genome assembly
AUGUCGGAUCCCGUUUUCUUCAUUACUGGGGCUAGCUCCGGCUUUGGCGAAUCCAUCGCCGUGGAGGCGACGAAACGCAACUACAAAGUGAUUGCAACGGCCCGUCAGUCCAUGAAGAUUCGGCACCUCAAAGAUGCUGGCGCGGAAGUCAUGGACUUGGACGUUACAGCUGACGAAGCCACUCUCGCCGCAAAGCUGAAGGAAGCCAACUCGAUCUAUGGCAAGAUCACACACGUCAUCAACGCUGCUGGUUAUGUGUUGGAAGGAGCGCUCGAAGAGUCUAGUAACCAAGAAAUUUUGGACACUUUCAACACCAAUGUUUUUGGUGCCGUCAACAUCACUCGAGCAGCCCUGCCGUAUUUGCGAGCCCAGCAAUCCUCGGUUCUCGCCCACUUUGGCAGCCUGGCCAGCUGGACGGGCAUGCCGGGCAUCGCGAGCUACAACGCCACCAAAUGGGCCGUCUCGGGACUGACUGAGUCCCUGGUGCCGGAACUUGCACCAUUUGGCAUCCGCGCCUGCGUGAUUGAGCCGGGUUACUUCCGUACCGCUCUCCUCAACUCGGGCGCUCACCGCAUACAGUCAGCACGGCACAUUACGGCGUACGACAAUACCGCUGCUCGCAAUUUUCACGGGGUGCUAGACCAGGCGGACAACAAACAGCUCGGAAAUGUAGCAUCUGCUGCUCGAGUUAUCAUUGAUGUGUUUACUGGCACGGGAGUAGGCGCAGGGAGGGAAAUCCCUGUGCGUCUGGUAUUGGGAUCCGACAUUUUGGCGGGUAUCAAGGAGAAAAUGGCCAACACGGAGAAACUUCUUAAUAAAUGGGAGCCUGUAAUUGUCACAACGGACCACAAGGACUGA